Messenger RNA from Cladophialophora bantiana CBS 173.52, 1890 nucleotides. RefSeq lists its product as uncharacterized. Bases 1 to 1890 code for a protein of 629 amino acids. NCBI's taxonomy places the organism in Eukaryota, Fungi, Ascomycota, Eurotiomycetes, Chaetothyriales, Herpotrichiellaceae. The record is from RefSeq and is a predicted model, not a curated record. The transcript is spliced from 3 exons.
AUGCGCCUUCUAAAACUUGACAGUCGUGGUGAGCUCAGUUUGACCAACGAUUUGAUCCAGGAUAUUCCAUGCUACGCAAUCCUUUCACAUACGUGGGGCCCGAAUGGCGAUGAGGUUACUUUCAGAGAUCUAGAAAAGGGAUCUGCUAAGAGAAAGGCUAGUUAUAAUAAGAUUCGAUUCUGUGGUGAGCAAGCUCAAAAGGAUGGCCUUCAAUAUUUCUGGGUGGACACCUGCUGCAUUGAUAAAUCAAGUAGCGCAGAGCUCCAGGAAGCGAUCACCUCUAUGUUUCGCUGGUACCGUGAUGCAGUGAAAUGCUACGUGUACCUAUCAGACGUUACGGUUUGUAAACGCAAUAGUGACCAGACUGAGCGGCCGUGGGAACCAGCCUUUCGGAAAAGCAGAUGGUUUAGGCGAGGGUGGACGCUUCAAGAACUCCUCGCUCCCCGAUCAGUAGAGUUCUUUUCACGAGAGGAAGAGCUCCUAGGUGAUAAGAAGAUGCUAGAGCAACAGAUUCACGAGAUAACAGGAAUCUCCAUCGCAGCUCUCCGCAACGCGCCUCUGUCUCAGUUCGGUGUAGAUGAGCGACUACGAUGGGCCGAGACUCGCAACACUCAAAAAGAAGAGGAUAAGGCUUAUUGUCUUCUGGGGAUUUUCAACGUCUUUAUGCCUCUUAUAUAUGGUGAGGGGGAGAAUGCUUUUGUCCGGUUAAAAGCUGAAAUCGAGAGGUCUUCAAGGGGAUCGCUGAAUCUACCCGAGACUGGAUUGGAGAAUAUUGGACGCAAGGAGGCUGCCAAACGUUCAGAGAUGAUUGCGGCGACAGAUAAGAGUGUGUCGAAUCUACAAGGAAUGGAAUGGUCAGCUGAGGUAGCCCAGUUGACCGCUUCAGCAGGCGAGCUUAUAGCAGAUUUUCUUGAUACCAGCUCUCUGGCGAAUGACUCUGCCUUAGAUCUGCCAAAUUCCUUGCAAUGGUUUUUCGAAACCCAGGAGUACGAGACUUUCGUUGCUAGCCAGGGUCAGACUUUCCUAUGCUACCUCUCCCGCCCAGGAAACGGCAAGACAGUCCUUGUACGACAUCUGUUGGCAAGUUUUAUGAGAACGGCGCCCUCCAAAAAACACCGAAAAGCAGUCUACAUCCCUUGCGAAAGGCUCACAGCUGGUCCCCAGAUUAUGAGAUCCAAUCAACCCGAGGCGGAGCACGCACCUUCGAGUUCUGGCCUUGAGCCCCGUGAACAGGGGAGGACUGUAGAGCGGCUAACUUCUCUGCGCGAAGAAGGAGCAGAAGAAGACGAAGACGAAGAAGAAGCAUCGGCUGAGCCAUCGAAGGAGCCGUCCCGUGGAGAUGGUGACCAGGGCAAAAUAUCGCAAAGGCAGGCAUAUCAGCCCGGUGAGCGCUUUGCACUUGAUGCAAGAAAAUACCGACAAAAGCUCCAACGCCUAGCACUUGAUCCAGUUGCCUCAAUAUUGAACAGUCUAGUAGGACAGCUGCUCUAUCAGGAUGAUUUUGCACUCGAUAUCCUUGAAAAAGCUGCGCAGUCUAUGAACAUGGACCUCCUGGCUCUUGGGAAGCUACUAAGUACUAGCAGUCCUACCCACACCAACCACAACGAUCAGCUCUGGAAAUUGUGCGGACGCAUAUUGGAGACGAUGCACCAGGCGGACUGUGAGCAGGAAAUUCUGGUGGCCUUCGAUGAAGUCGAGCAGAUUCCGUAUCGAGCGCGAGAAAGGUUCAUUCCUGCUCUGAGACACUUUGUUGCUAAGAUGCAUUCUAAAUCGAUCAAAAUACGCAUAUUCAUAGCGUCCAGACCCGUGAGAGACCUGAUGGAAAGCCUACAAGAUCUACUCAUGAUCGAUGAGAAGGCUGAAUUGAGAGGUUCGUCGCACAUGGACUGA